AUGGACGCUCUCAUCAAGUCGUUCAGAGAACAUCUGUCUCGCACCGAUUGUCACAUGGCGGAGAACAAACACGCCACUGAGAGCCUGAAGGAAGCGAUGAUCAAGAAGGUCAAGGAAGUCCGGGCGGAGAUUGCUGGCGUGAAAGAGUCGCUGGGUGGGGUCCAGACUGUGCAAGAGAGGCAUGGCAAUCAGCUAAAAGGGGGUAGGAAGAUUCAGGAGGAGCUGAAAGCCGAGGUCAGAGGGUUGAAGGCGCUCGUCGAGGAAGUCUCCUCAAAGCAAUCUGCAGAAGAGGAUUCUUGCAGAAGAGCUUCUCCGCCUCCUGUGCCUCCUCUCUCCAUCUCCGCCAUCGGCGAGCGCACAAGGCAAGACGGGAAAGGGUCAGUCAGCACAGACACGGAGAGACACACCGGCAGUGUCCAAGGCAUUAAGCAACACAUGACUGUGUCUCCCUUGUUAAUCCAUCACUUCCGAAGCGCCUCCCUUCCCCUCCCUGCCCCCCGUCUGCCCCUCCCUGGCCCGCGCACACAUGACGCAGACCCACUCAUCCAAGGUCAACACAUCGUCCCGAACAACAUCGUCGAUAUUGGUCGAGACCCCCUCAGCAGACGUCACGCGGCGGUUCUCUCAGCAGCACGUGCUCCACACUGUGCACAGGAAGGGCCACGACCACCGCGCGGCCACCCUCCCACCCACAUUCGCCGAGGCAUUCCACGGCUCCGCACACUCACUUGCAGACAGCCCACAUGUACGCCACACCACCCCCACCAGACUCACACACAUUCAUCUGUCUCCCUUUUCCUUCUGUGGUCAGUUUGGCACGCGUCAUGUUGGUGCUGAGGAGCAGCAGACGAAUGCAGGGACGGCAGACAGUCCGAUGGACCAUCAGUCUGAGGAGGGGAGGAACGCUGCCGGGCCAGUAUCGCCCGAAAACUACGAGCAUGAGGAGGCCGGUGAUGAGCCGUAUAGCACCGAGGACGUGGAGCUGUUGCUCAAGUGCUACAUGCACGAGUCGGAGCUCCUCGACCACAACAUCAGCCUGCUCGACGAGGUGGGUGCAGACGCACAGCCCAUCGCAUGUAUGUGGUGUUUGUUUGUAUGUCUGUGUAUGUGUGGGCGACUGUGCAGACGCUGGAUGACGUGCUACAGCUGAUGAAUCUCCACCUGGGUGAGUGAAAGAGACAGAGAGCAAGCUAACCAACCGACAUCGACGCGUCUCCAUUCAUGCGUGUGUAUGAUGUUGUGUGGUGUUGUGUGGUGUGGUCGAUCAGCCACCGUGCGUAAUAGAGUGCUCAAGCUUGACCUGGGUACAACAGCAAACGGACACAAGACACGCAGAUGGAAAGAGUGUGCGUGUUGGAUGGAUUUCUGCAGGUCUGAAUGCUGUGGGCGUCGUUGUGGGUUUCGGGGCGUGUGUCAGCGGCCUAUUCGGGAUGAACCUCAGGUCAGCAUCUUCCCACUGCACACGAUUGAAGCGUCUCUCUAUGCCCGUCCUGGCUCUGUGUGUCGUGUGCAGGAGUGGCCUUGAGGACAGCUUCACCGCGUUUUAUGCUGUGUUUGUGUUCUGCAUGGUGUCCUGCAUCCUCACGGCGAUCGCCGUCGGUAUGCCGACACACUCAUACGGACAUCAAUCACAGCACACGCGUCUGUCUGUCUGUCUGUCUGAUAGGAUUUUUCUUCAAGAGGGCACUCACGCUGUAG
Molecule: messenger RNA, 1698 nt
Organism: Vitrella brassicaformis
Lineage: Eukaryota; Vitrellaceae
Source: the annotation of a GenBank genome assembly